Rhincodon typus (whale shark) is the source of this 2174-nucleotide messenger RNA. RefSeq names its product adenosine deaminase 2a (gene ada2a). Bases 721 to 1824 code for a protein of 367 amino acids. Gene Ontology annotation, biological process: inosine biosynthetic process; adenosine catabolic process. The record is from RefSeq and is a predicted model, not a curated record. The transcript has 6 exons. Gene Ontology annotation, molecular function: adenosine deaminase activity. Lineage: Eukaryota; Metazoa; Chordata; Chondrichthyes; Orectolobiformes; Rhincodontidae.
GAAGGGGAUGGUAUGGCGGGGUGGGGAAAAAAAAAAAUCCAUUGAAUAACCGAGCUAUUCUUUAGUUUUCUUCCUCGCUUUAUUAAGUUCCUGCACUUUAGAAUUGGUGUCGAGAACCUUAUCGUUUGUUGUUUAGUUGGAGGUUGCAACUAGUGGUGGAGUGCGCGAGCUUUUCUGUUGGAUCACCCAAUGUUCCAUUCCCAGAAUCUCCGCGUUCCAAACGGUUGUUGUCCUGGAGCCCGCGCUCGGGCUAAAACCCUACUUAUUCCCCUAAGACAUCCCUAACCCCUCCCCCUUCCCUGGGGAAAGAGCGAGUGACACCGUGCACCGCCCAUCCAUUUCAACACUGCAGCCUGCCAAAAUAUCCAGUCACUUUACUUCCUCGGUGUUUGAUUGCGUUUAAUGCAUUCAGCUUCUUAUCCUUGCCGCCGUUCGAAAAAGUUAUCACUCCCGAAUGAUCAGCUGAGAUGUGACUGGUUUAAAAAAAAAGUCACCCUUCUGUCAUAGGCAUCGGGACACAGAAGUGACCUUUUCUUUUUACAUGGGUGCACGCGUUUCCUGUAUCAAGUAACGGUCCAGUUACUUCAGCUGUCCUCUUAAAGGGAGGUACAAGCCCUUUGCAGAAGCGAAAGUUGAGUUUAUAAUUGAUUGCACGUUUCGUGUUCUCGUCAGUUCUCACUAACGUUUGAAUAUUGUACACAACCGUGUGGCCUUUUGAAAAUGAAGGCACCACGUUUCAGAAAAGAGGCAGCUGUGUUUUCCUUUUUCUUUUGUUUGUUUGCCGUGUGUCAAACGUUUCCAACUCCGGCCGACCGAGAUAGUUUGAUAAAACUGGAACAGUUCCAAUUUACAGGCGGUAAUCUCCUCUCGACUGAAAAAGAACUGCAGGUUAAUUAUAUACUUAAGAGAAUCAAAGGAAAGGAGAUAAUGGAAGGAAUGAAAACUGGUAAAUUUGCCCCAGCCAUGCACUUUUUCAGAGCAAAAGAAUUAAUUGAACAAAGUCCAGUUUUUAAAAUUAUACAGAUGAUGCCCAAAGGUGCUGGUUUACAUCUCCAUGAAUAUGCCUUAUUGAAUGUGGACUGGCUUGUGAAGAAUGCCACUUAUCUACCUAAUUGUUACAUUUGUUUCACACCUGUUGGAGGCGUCCGGUUUCAUUAUUUCCACAGAAACCAACAGAAAGAGAUGGUGAAUUGCUCAGAAUGGGUUUUGCUUGAGCAAUACAGAAAUCAAAUUCAAAAUGUCACAGAAUUUGAUAACAGUCUAAUGAGAAAUCUUACAUUGAUAACGGAAAAUCCAGAAGAAGCCUACCAAUCGCAAAACAUCAUUUGGCACAGAUUUUCUGAUGCAUUUGCUGCUGCUAGCAGCCUCAUUUCAUAUGCCCCAGUAUUUAAAACCUACUUCUAUGAAGCUUUGAAGGAAUUCUGUCAUGAUAACGUACAAUACAUAGAGAUACGAGCAUUGCUGCUACCGGUCUACGAACUUGAUGGAACCUUACAUAACAAGAAUUGGUCUAUUAUGGCUUACCAGGAGGUUGCAAGACAAUUCAAAAAUGAUAAUCCUGACUUCAUGGGAACUAAAGUGAUUUUUUCUGUACAUAGAAAAUUGAAUAAUGCGGAAAUGAAGAUUGCAGUGUAUGAGGCCAUGGAACUUUACAAUAAAUUCCCAGAGACUAUGGCAGGCUUUGAUAUGGUUGGCCAUGAGGAUGCUGGGCACCCGCUAUGGUAUUUCAAGAACGAGCUAUCAAUUCCAGCAAAACUCGGAGUUAAGCUGCCAUACUUCUUUCAUGCGGGGGAAACUGGUAAGAUACGCAAUAAUUUUUUUUAAAAAAUCUAUCAAAAUGUCUUCCAAUUUAAUAGGUUACUGUUAUACCAUGUUUUAGCCAUUUUUAUAUUGAAUUGUAGUUUGUACUCAGUUUGUGCCCUUGCAGGUUACUACCCACCAUGGGUCUUCACUGUCUGGAAGUUGAACCAGUCAUUGUAUAGCUUUCUGGCAACGGGAAUACCUGUUCUCUGUUAUGGACUUUCAUCCAGAAAAGCUCACCCACUUGAAAUGGGAAGAUACGAAUGACAAGUGUCUUUGCCAUUUAAAUAUGGAUUUUACAGAGAAGUUUCAUUUACAAUAUGAACAAAAAGCCUGGAAAAAUUUAGGUCAGGCAGCAUCUGUAGAGAGAAACA